GAGAGGAGAAGGAGAAGGAGGUAACAACAGCAAUAAGUUAUUGUUUGAAGACUGUAUUGUUUUUACUCUAUUUUAGAGUAAAUAGUUGAGUAGUGGAGUUUUAUAUAGUUGUUCUGUUAAAUAAAUUAUACUUUAGAUGGACUCUCAUUUUCAUUAUAAAGAGACGAAAGUGAUGAUCUCUAACCUGAACUAGGCUUGCAGAAAUCACAGGAUCCAUGAUUGAAUGGCGGAGCUGUAUGCAAUCGGUCAGAUAGUUGGAGCUACAAAAUUUCCAAAAGCAACAUUAUUCUGCAAAUGGGGGAUACGGACAGGUAGUGGAUGGAAGGUAAUUGAAGGACAUACCGAGGGACAGACACAAAUAGACAGUCCUGACUUUGACGAGUUUACAUACUGGAGCCACCCAAUUGACGUUCAUUAUGCUACCAAAGGUAUUCAAGGCUGGCCCAAGAUCCAUUUCCAGGUGUUUCACUAUGACCACUACGGCCGCAGUGAGUUGUACAGUUACGGAGUAUGUCAUCUGCCUACAACUCCUGGGACUCACACAAUAGAGUGCUGCACCUGGCGGCCUGUAGGUUCAUACCGAGAAGAAUUCCAACAAUAUUUCCUGGGUGGUGGAGUUCAGCUUCAAGAUCCGGAGUUGAUCUACUCUGGAUGUAACCGGUACAAACUCCAAACACAAACCAUGGGAAAUGUGCAUUUGGAGUUGAGUGUCAUACUGAGGAACUUUGAAAAAUACAGGCUAGAGUUCUAG
Molecule: messenger RNA, 751 nt
Organism: Macrosteles quadrilineatus (aster leafhopper)
Lineage: Eukaryota; Metazoa; Arthropoda; Insecta; Hemiptera; Cicadellidae
Gene: B9d2
Product: B9 domain-containing protein 2
Exons: 5
Coding region: 224-751 (175 amino acids)
Biological process (GO): cilium assembly
Cellular component (GO): MKS complex
Source: RefSeq, a predicted model, not a curated record